Molecule: messenger RNA, 248 nt
Organism: Racocetra persica
Lineage: Eukaryota; Fungi; Glomeromycota; Glomeromycetes; Diversisporales; Gigasporaceae
Source: the annotation of a GenBank genome assembly
UUGAAAUUGACAAUGAAGGAAACGCAAUUAAAGAACAUUCAUUGCCUUGUACAUUUUUGUUUAUUGUUAAUGAAGAAGAUACUGGUGAAUAUUCCAACUCAAAUCAUAAAAAUAACGGUGAUAAAGGUGAUGAUAGUAAAGAAAAUAGUUUCAAUAAGGCUAAUGAUGGUGAAGAAAAUAGUGAUGACGAAGAAAAUAGUAACAAUAAAGUUGAAGAAAGUGAUGACAAUAUAGACGUUUCAUGGUAG